AGGACGGGCAGGGGGCGCGCGCGGGGCUGCAGCAGCUGCAUGUGCUGGGCGCGGAGCGGAACGGAACCGAACGGGACGGGAACGGGAACGGGACCGGGAACGGGAACGGGACAGCGCAGAACGGGGCGGCACGGCCGGAGCCGGCGAGCAGCCUCGCUGUCCGCUGGGAUUGAUGGAGGUGCUGAGGAGCAGCUCUGAGCCCCGCAGCCCCCACCAGCUCGCCCCAUAAAGCAGCGCCCGGCCGCCUCGCUUCGUCUCCCCCAGCAUCCCGACCCUCCGACUCAACCAUUCAAGGCUCCUGUGCAUGGAUCGCCCCAGCGAGGCGCCGCUGCCGGACGCCGCCGACGCCGCCCCGUAGGCUCCCGGCCCCCCGUGCCACCCCCAAGUACUCCACAUACCCCGAUGGGGUAACGUGACGGGGGUCACCCUCCCGCCACCUCCAACACCCCCCAUAUGCAGAGGCCUUUCUAGAGCGCCCGGGAGCGCGCGGCAGCCGCUCGCCGUCGCACACGCACCGAGGACGCCGACACUACAGCAAAGGGAUUCUUGGUUUUGGUUUGGUUUUGGGUUUUCCUUUUAAUUAUUAUUAUUAUUAUCAUUAAUAUUAUUUUUUGCCCGUCUGGCUUUUCCCCCCUUCCCACCCCGGGGAGCUUGCGGUGUGGUUGAGGAAGCCAGCGCGCUCCCAAGAGCUGGGAUUAUUUGCACAACGUCUGUAUAUUGAGUUCUCGAUCCUGUUUUGGGGUUAUUUUUGAAGUGCAGAGGGGUCAUCGGGGCUUUUUUGUUCCCCCCCACCCUCCACACCACGCUUUCUCUUGGGUUUUUUGCCCCCACCACCAUCAGCAUCACCUCACCCUCCUCCUGUCCCAGCAUGGCUCGGAUGAACCGCCCUGCGCCGGUGGAGGUCUGCUACAAAAACAUGAGGUUCCUCAUCACACACAACCCCACCAACGCCACGCUCAACACCUUCUUGGAGGACCUGAAGAAAUACGGUGCCACCACGGUUGUGCGAGUGUGCGAAGUGACUUAUGACAAGACACCCCUGGAGAAGGAUGGCAUCACCGUCAUGGAUUGGCCAUUCGAUGAUGGAGCUCCUCCUCCCAGCAAGAUAGUGGAAGAUUGGCUCAACUUGUUGAAGACCAAGUUCUGCGAAGACCCCGGCUGCUGCGUGGCUGUGCACUGUGUGGCUGGCCUGGGGCGUGCUCCUGUCCUCGUCGCACUGGCCUUGAUUGAGAGCGGGAUGAAGUAUGAAGAUGCCAUCCAGUUCAUCCGACAGAAGCGCAGAGGAGCCAUCAACAGCAAGCAGCUGACGUACUUGGAAAAAUACCGACCAAAGCAGAGACUCCGAUUUAAGGACCCUCAUAACCACAAGAACAAAUGCUGCAUCAUGUAACCUCAAUGACCUCUUGCCAAAACCCGUGCACACAGACACCCGGGCGCUCACACACAUCCCAACCCCUUCACCUCCUCGCCCAGCCCUGCGCAUCCCCACACGCUGCCCCACUGCCAGGGCUGGGGUAGGGGGGUACAUGGAGCACCACCAACGUGUGCCAGCACCCACAGCACCAUCAUCUUGGACCCCUGAAAAGGGCUGCUCUCUCCAGCUAUAGCUCCAGGAGGGAGGGCAGCGCUGCCCUUUGUUUCUUGGCAUUAUCAGUGAGCUCAUGAUGGUUCUUCAUCGCCUUCCUCCUCCCUUUCCCUUCCCAUUGUACUUACAGGGAUGGGUGAAGGGUGCUUGGUUUGGGGUGAUGCAGGCAGACCAGUGCCAGCUGAGAAAGGAUGGGGAGCAGGAGGGCUGGAGCACCCCCACCAAAACUCUUUCCCACCUCUUCCCUAUAAAUAAGGGCUGAAGCAGCAGGGACAGAGGUGGGGAUGGCUCAAUGACUGUGGGGAAGAUGGUAGCAGGGAGAGAUGAAGGGGGCUCAGCUUGGUGCCGGCCUUGUGGCCAUGAGAAGGGAUAAGCUAAGUCCUCCCCCUGCACCAUUCCCAUUCUCCUUUACCACUUCACCAUCUCCCCAUUACCUUGAUGCCAUCCAGGAUGCUGCACAUGGGGCUUGCUGCAUGAGGUGACCAUGGCAGGGCUGUAAUGCACCCACUUUACCAGGGUGCAGGCUCAGCACUGAUGCCCCCCAAAGUCUGGGUGCUCUUACAGCUUCCAGAUUCAAUGCACAGAGUGGUGGGUUCUCAUCUGCCAUGUCCCCACCACUGAUCCAUGGUGUGAGCCCCAAUUCUGCCUGCAGUACCCAUGGGGAUGUUCCUCUUGGAGCACAUCCGUGUCCUCCACCGCUGUGUUUGCUGGCCAAGGGGCUGUGCUGCAGCUUCCAUGGGGGAUUGUGGGUGCUUCUGGCAAGAGCACGUCACCAAACUUGGCUCCUGCCUUUCCCACAGCUCUAAAUGGCACCCCAAACCCCCCCCCCAACCCUUGACACAUGCCCUGGUGGGGUGGACUCAGAGCUGCCCCAUAGCCCAGACAUUAGACAUCUCUUCCACUCUGCCUUUGAACGCUUGCAGCAGCUGGAGCAAUGGGCACAUAGGGGCAGGGGUGGGUUUUCUUUAAUGAGGAUAAGAAGAAAUUUGCUAAUUAAAGGUAAAAAAACCUGAAGAAAAUAAGCUGUGUUCCACACGUCCUCUGGCCUUUCUUUCUCCCAUCAGAUCCAUGGCACUGGGUCACCACUGGGUACCAUCCACGGUCAACUGUGGCCCAAUGGAUGCUCUGGGUGUCCCUUGGGCUCACUGCUGCUCACCCCUCAGCUGUAGAGUAUUGCCGUUUUGGGGACAAGGAGGGCUAGAUACCCAGUGUCUUGUGGUUUUAGGCUGCCCAACUUGAGGUGCCUUCAGUGCCCUUUGUUGGGUAUCUCCAAAGGUUUGUGUGCCUUCCACAACAUAGGUUAUCCAGAGACAAUGGCUUCAGAGGGUUCAUCUAUUGGGAUAAAGGGUGAGGAAGGCUGUUUAGACACCCACAGUACCUGCAAAAGGGUAGGGGAUGUCUUUGUGCCACCACACAUAGGCAGAGGAGGAGGCUGGAGCCAUUCCCAGUAUGAUUCCUCCAAAUGGGAAUGAGUCCCACUCUACAGCAGGAAUGGCCAUCCAAUGGGACAUGUUGCUGAGUGAAGUGGGACCAUAAUGCAUGGCUCCAGGGUUGUCAUUCCACGCACCUUGGCCUGUCCAAACCUCCAUACUGUGAGACACCCCUUGGUCCUUUGAGUUUCUCCUGCCCCAUUCCAGACUGUUGAGUCCUGUGUCCCAUGGGAAAGGCGGAAAUGGUUGAAGGGUCUGCACUGGUUGGGAAGGGUGAGAGAUUGUGCUGAUAACACCCUGAUCCUGUAUUACAGCAGUUGUUAGGUGGUCACCACCCCUUCCUGCCUUGGUGUGUUCUGCUGCUACAAUAGGUGCUUUGUCCACAGGGGCAAUAGGAGGUGGCUUGGCAAUGAGGUGGGAACAGCCCCAAUCCCUGUUAUCUGGGAGACUUCACAGUCCCAUGUGCUUCCUGGUCACAACAGGCUGUGCCAUGACUUGCAAAGAGUGAGGAUAAAGCUUUGGGAGCAGUUGCUUUGCAGGCUUGGAGAUGUUUCUGCCCUGAUAAGAGAUGUUUUCCUCAUGCAUGCUUAUGGAUCCAUCACAUAGCGAAUGGUCCUGGGCUUCAGACAUGAUGCUUUUGAGUUGGGGUCAAGACAGGGACAGAGGAGCUUAAAUUCAGCCUCCUUUGGCCAUGGGGACUCUUCACCUCAGCUUGAUGGGCUCGAACACAGAGGAGAGAGGAGGCUUUGCAGUGAUCCUUCGCUUUAUGUAGCAUCAACCCAACCACCUUAAAAAUGGGGCUUCCAGUUCUGGACCUGGUGCAAUCCAUGUGGCCAAAUCCUGACCACCCCUGGCUGUCAGAGCAGCAUCUUCAUCCCCUUAUGAAUCACUGCAAAAAGAGAGGAAAUAAUGAUGGUUUAAUUGUCCUUUUUUCUCUUCUUUUAAUGGGCAUCUCCCCCUGUCUUGGAACUUGCUGUCACCUCCCAGGUAUUAGCUCCUGGGUGUUUCAGCCUACAGAUGGACGCAGAAACACUGACGAUGGGUUUCCCAACCAGGUUUUGGGUUACAAAACCUCAAAGAGCCAAGUUCUGUCACUAAAAUCAUGGCACAGUUGGGGACGAGGGGAAGUUGGAGCUCAGUAGACACACGGCACCAGAGCAAGGCCUGGGUGGCCAAUGGCUCAUGGUUUGGGCUGGUUUUGGGGUCUCCUUGUGCUCUGAUCCCCGUUUCUCCUCAGAUGCCCAGAUAUUGAAAGGAGAGCCUUAAAAAUCUGACUUACUUGCCCAUUCUGUUAUGGCUCCAGUUGUCUUCCUUGGGUCCUGGCACAUGUCAUUGGAGACAGACACACCAUGGCUUUGCCUGCAAACCAGCCACCUUAUCCUGCCCUUUUCUGCAGAAGCAAAGGCACAAACUGGGUAUUAUAGAUACCUGCUUUCCUUCUCCAUGGAAAGCUUCCAUCUUUCCAUAGGUCACAGGCUUCAGACUGGUAGCAGGAGAUCCGGAGACCCAAGGGUGGCAAAGCAGAGAUGCCCAAUCCAUCAAACCAAGGGCUUGUAGGCUCAUUUAGGAAUCAUGGCUGAAUCAUGGCAUAAAUCUGAGCAGGAACUGAUAGUUGUGUCCUCACCAGUGGCACCAUGUGCGUUUCAGUUACAAGGCUCAUGUGUCCCUUCUGUUCUCCCUGUUUGCCAAUGGGAUGGAGCAGGUGUUGGGAGCAGAGGGAAGGGAAGGCAAUGGAAAUGGCCAGCUCUUUAUUUAACCAAGGUCUGGUGAUGCUUAUUUAGACUUCACAUCUGUAAGUUCAUAGAAUGAGUCUUGCAAUGAGGCUGAUACUGCAGUGCUUGGGCUGAGAGCUUUGGGUGAGGAGCCUUUAUGAGUAACAUUACCCAAGGAAGCAGAGUCUUUAUCUACAAUAGAAAGAGUUGGGGUUGGUUUCAUUUUGUCCCUGGGUUGGUUUGGUUUCCAAUAGUCCCAGUGAGAAAAACUCCCAGGGAGUUCAGUGACUUCCAUGCAGUUUCCAACCUCUUCCAUCUCUGCUUCCAGCGGGCUGGGAAGGUGCAGUUUGCUGGUGGAUUUCAAUGGGAUGCUGUCUGCUGGGAGGAAAAUGCUGCUGCUUUCUUUGUGCAGGGUGUUGGGGGUCACGGGCUGGCUGUGGUCCUGCAGACAUUCCUGGGAAUGGGGGGGCAUUCCAACGACGAUCUCCCAGUGAACUCUCCACUUCCCUGCUGUGUCUUUCUGUGCAACAAAGAGCUGCAUAUUUUCCUUUCUAACUCCAUGGGCAACCCUAGUAGUAUAUAGAUUAAGCCCAGAUGACUUAUUUGGGGGGGGGGGGGUAUUUUGUUUCUUCUGGUCUGAGCCAUAGCUAAGUUAUUAUACCCAAUGCUUUUUGUAUCGGAUGGCAUCACUUUGAAUAUGCAGAUGAGGUAUAGGAUCUUGACACUUUAUAACCUUUUUAAGAAAGAAACUUGUCUGUUUACUUACAUCUUGUGUAAAAAAAGGAGUAAAAACCAGCCCUGUAUGCCUUUGAGUAAUCACUUUUUGUUGUUGUUGUAAUGAAAUGAUGGUGGUUACACUCCAGCAGCGAAAUAAACAGCGUUCACUGUUUUGUA
Molecule: messenger RNA, 5621 nt
Organism: Melopsittacus undulatus (budgerigar)
Lineage: Eukaryota; Metazoa; Chordata; Aves; Psittaciformes; Psittaculidae
Gene: PTP4A3
Product: protein tyrosine phosphatase 4A3
Exons: 6
Coding region: 869-1390 (173 amino acids)
Biological process (GO): protein dephosphorylation; endothelial cell migration
Cellular component (GO): cytoplasm; nucleus
Molecular function (GO): protein tyrosine phosphatase activity; protein tyrosine/serine/threonine phosphatase activity
Source: RefSeq, a predicted model, not a curated record